CUACGAUACCAGGUCGACUCCACACUUUCGGACAAGAACUACAACUCAGCAAAGUCGAGAAUUUCUGGAAUUGCUUAAAAAGUUUUUGGAUUUUUACCACACGUUUUAGGUAGUCCGAUAUUCUUGGCAUGGAGAAGCUCUUUUUAAGGUGUUUUAUGGUGUUUGUUGUGUGUUGUUGGCUCCCAACGGUGCACGGUCAUGGUAGGCUUAUAGAACCUCCAAUGCGCUCGGCUGCUUGGAGGUACGGAUUUCCAACGCCGAAAAAUUAUAACGACAACGAGCUUAACUGUGGCGGAUUUCCGAACAUGAUGCGUCAAGGCGGACGGUGCGGGCCAUGCGGCGACCCCUGGCAGGGUCCUCGCGAAAACGAGGCUGGCGGGAAAUACUCCAUAGGAAUGAUCACGAGAAAGUACGCAUCUGGUCAGACCAUCAACAUCACGGUCCAACUGACCAGCAACCAUAAAGGCUACUUUGAAUUUCGAUUAUGUCCAAACAACAACGGUCAAUUACGUGUGACACAGCAGUGUUUUGACCAAUACCUGUUGAGGAUCGUGGGGCUAGGUACCAAGUACCACAUAGACGCCCCCGACUCUAAUGUGUUUAUUGACCUCCUGCUGGAACUACCCCCGGGCGUCAGCUGUACUAACUGUGUCCUUCAGUGGAAGUGGCGCGCAGCACAAAACCGUGGUCCUGACGGCAAGGGUGGAGAAUGUUUUGGUUGUGGACCGCAGGAAUACUUUAUCAAUUGUGCAGAUGUAUCUAUUAGCCCCUACCAGACCUCGCCCCUUCCCCUAUCCCGUACCUUGUCCGGCGGGGCUGUGGUCAGGUUCAAGGCACUCAAACCGGAAGUUUCAAGCGCCAUAUCAUACGAAGUUAAGUCCUCCAGCAAGAACACGGCGGCUCUCUACAGCGCUCCUUCGCGCCCGGCAGAUCCUGCCCCAGCACCGACUCCAACACAAAACAUGUUCACGCAAAUUUCUCGCGAGGUCUUCCCUGCUGGAUAUGGAAUACAUAGUACCAGUAUGCAGAGUAUGUUUAGAAAUAUGUUCGACGGCGAUAUGGGCUAUAUGAAUAUGGCGAUGAGACCUGUUCGACCACAGCCCGCACCACCUACCACACCCAAACCCCGACCCCAGGUUCACUAUUCCCGGGCCUCACAGGCCUCGGCACAGUCUGCGACCGUUAAGCUACCAACCGACCCCCGCGCACUAACCGCUACCAUACUGUCAUACGCCAACAACGUACCGGACGGAAAUGAUAACGCUAACUUUGAGGUAUGCCCAGACGGUUACACAAAACCCACGUGCUCUUCACUUCCGACUUGGAACAAAUUGCCCGCCAUAGGGAAAUGGUGUCAGUCCAUGUGCCCGUCCGGAGUCUGUCCUAUCGCCAUUUGUGGAUGCACGUGCCCUAUAAACGUCCUUCAGCAGUUGAAUCCUAACUACUUAGAUAUGAACAGUAGGUGUAGAGGUAUUCCGGGAUGGACGGACGCUGCCAUGGACUCGUGGUGCGCAACCAACUGCAACUCCGAGUUCUGUGCGUCUGAAAUGUGUACAUGUGAGUGAGGUGGGGAUCCCCACACGGAUAUUUCACCAUGGGAGAUUCCUGUGGAUGUGUACUUUCUACGCAAAUACGGAAACAAAAUGCCGAAUGUAACGAGAACUUGUAAAAACGUCAGGCUGUCAAAAACGUGACAUAUAUGAUACAGAGAUAAAUCUAGAUGGUAGUGACACGUUUCUACGUAUUUAUAACACAUAUCGUGCUGUGUUACAUUUUAGAACUACAGAAAGUCGCAAAAAUAACGUAGAUCGGCUUGAAAAUCGUAAUUUUAGAUGUAUGGUAGAUGUGGAACUCAGUGACGGAAACUUACGGUCUUAAGGACGACCAAUAGAAAUCCUACCGAUCUUUAUAUAUUUAUAUAUAUUUAUCGAAAUAUUUGCAAAUACAAAUGAACGACGAGAAAAGACCUACACGUACUUACUCCGUUUGUACAUAAAAUACCAAGACCAAAUAUUGGAAGGAUUUCGGCCACCCUCAUAACGGGGACAGGUAUGCCACAUGGUAAAAUGAACGUGUUGGCAUGUGUUGGAACGAAAGUCAGAUUGGAACCAUCCUCGAUACUCCAGGGAUUACGCUCACUUUCGCUCUCUGCACCCCAUGAAUAUGUCAUUGCAAAAUCGAAGGCUUCGUGUGUACCACCUUGUGGAUGAGACGAUAAGACAUCAGAAGUGUCUCUCGGCCGUGUAACUGUUAAACUGACUGGAUUUAAAGUCGGGUGUCACUCCUCUCUAACCAUGAAAGAACUGGUAAACAACCUAGCGAUUGGUCUUUUUUUCUACCCGAGACCAAUCAAACAGCUUUCUUCGUGCCUUCAAUUUUAUUACGACAUAUUCCAGGGGUGCAGAAGGCUUUGAAAGUGAGUAUCGAGGACAGAUUGGAACAUGAAAUCUUACGAGAUAUGAAUAACUACUUGUUAGUUUGGUAUCAUAAGUAUACAAUUGUUUCAUGGCUAUUUGGGGAACAGUCAAAACUAUCAUCCCGAGGUAUUUUUGACUGUUUUAAUAAAAAUUCUCUGGAAAAGACUGAAAACCUAGCGGCCUCGGGCAAACAGUUCCCAGGGCUUCCCCCUCCCGAGGGAUGAUUUGUUUUGACUGUUCCCCAAAUAGCAUUGAAACAAUUGUGUUAUUACCAAAUACAUAUUAGUAUCAAUGAUGCAUGCGAUGCCAUUGCUUCAGCACUGAGUCGCGCUCACCGAAACGCUUGAACGGGGGCUCUCGUGGGGGUAUUUCUGCGCAUCUAAUUAGCGCCGGGUAACAGUUCACUCUGACCUGGAAAACAGGUUUGAUUGUUUCACCCCUACAGCCGAAAUUGGACAAAAGCCAAGAAACAGUCAAAAAUUAUUACCCAAUAGACAAUAUUAAU
Mizuhopecten yessoensis (Yesso scallop) is the source of this 2922-nucleotide messenger RNA. RefSeq lists its product as uncharacterized. The record is from RefSeq and is a predicted model, not a curated record. Bases 129 to 1565 code for a protein of 478 amino acids. The transcript is spliced from 3 exons. Lineage: Eukaryota; Metazoa; Mollusca; Bivalvia; Pectinida; Pectinidae.